Molecule: messenger RNA, 2151 nt
Organism: Chelmon rostratus (copperband butterflyfish)
Lineage: Eukaryota; Metazoa; Chordata; Actinopteri; Chaetodontiformes; Chaetodontidae
Exons: 8
Coding region: 540-1841 (433 amino acids)
Biological process (GO): DNA integration
Molecular function (GO): nucleic acid binding
Source: RefSeq, a predicted model, not a curated record
GAGCGAGUUUGAAAAUAGAGAAAGACGGAGCAGUGGAGUUUAUCUGCUGGAGAUGUGAGCAGUGACACAAACGGACGGGUCCAGAUGAGGUUUGGCUUUUCAAGGCGAAUUGCCAGAGGUUGUAUGUUGACUGUACUACAGGACGCCGUGUGAGAGAGCUCCUCUCUGGAAUAUGUUGGACAUGUUGCAGCAGUUUGUAGAGGAGUCAGGCGAUGUGAGACAUGUGGACAUGUGAUGGAUCGCUUAGGGUGGACAUAUUAUACAGUAGUUUUCACUGUGAAGCUGUUACAAUCCAGCAGGUGGCGGUAAUGCAGCUUCACUUACAUUGAUGCGAAACGCUGUAAAACUCAACAGAAAGAAGAAGACACCAGGCACACGCUAUGUGUCUUCGUCCUGUUGUGAUUUGGUUGUGGAUUAUCUUUCUUCGUUAGCAGUAGCUGCUGUUGAUGCUAAAUAUGCCGAUUUGCAAACAGCAUAUAGGUGUUUACUGAGGUGUGUACUAGCAGUCCGGUGUACUCGUUUGUAAAGCCUAAACCAAAAUGUUAAGCGUGGAGUCGUUGCAAGUGGCUGAGGAGGAGGUGGUUGAAUCCAGCUCCAAUAAACUCGGCGACAUUUACACUUUCGUGGCUAAAGGCUGCUUUCCUCAGACGAUGAACCCUUUACGGAAGAAGAAUCUCAAAAGAUACGCCCAGAAAUUUAUCAUCGACGAUGGCAAGCUGUACUAUGUGGGGCCCAAGAAAGACGAGAAGAGGGAGGUUGUCAUAGAGGCUGAGAGAAAGAGGCAGAUCUUUCUUGACUGCCACUUUAACGAAUUCGGUCAUCACCUGGGCCAGAAGAAGACAGUCCACAGGAUCCAGAGCAAGUACUACUGGCUGGGAAUCAUCAAGGACGUAGUCGAUUGGAUUAAAGUAUGUGAUACCUGUCAGCACACAGAGAGGAAUAAAAACCUGGCAAGGACUGUCCGGCCGAUAAAAGUGGAUGCGCCGUGGGAUAUUGUUGGGAUUGACAUUAUAGGACCUUUCCCAGAGACCCAGCAAGGCAACACCAGUGUCAUACUCCUCAUUGAUUACUUCAGUAAAUGGCCAGAAGCUUUUCCAGUGCAAAAAACAGAUGCUCUCUCUGUUGCAAGAUGCAUUUCCAAAUGCAUAUACAGGUUUGGUGCCCCCAAAACAAUAGCGUGCACGCAGAAUGCUGACUUCUGUGAUGAGGUGACAAAGCUGCUGUGCGACAGGUGGAGCAUCGUGCAGAAGGUUUCUCCUCUGGAUCAACCUCAGCUUAACCCGCUCCACGACCGCACGAGUCCUUUACUGAAGGAAGCCAUGCUGCAGAUGGUGACGGAGAAGCACGCCGAAUGGGACGACUUCCUGGACCCUGUGCUGUUUCUGUUUAGGACAUCCACCAACCCCACGACCAAGUUCACCCCUUAUUCGCUCAUGUUCAGCAGGAAGGCUAAUUUACCAAAUGAGACCUCAUUGAACCUGCCGAAUUAUGACGACCAAGAGCAGGAUAUGUAUUCCACAAAGGAGAAGGCCUCGGCAUAUAUGACCAUAAUGCAGGAGCAGCAGAACUCCGUGAAGCAGCUGGUGCUCGCCAACAUGAACACAGCCUACAAACAAGAGAAGAAGAAGAACGCCAAACGGAGGACAUAUAACAUGCACUCCAUGACCGUUAAAAUCGCAGAGCCCCUGUUCAGUGCAGGAGACUCGCCCUCCCCCAAAAAACUGAAAGAGAGUUUAUAUUUGUCUUUUCCUGUUGAGACGGUGCUGGCCACCGAGCAAAGCGGCUCAGAAGACAUAAAGACUGAGUUGGCGUAUCACUUAGCGGAGUCUGACGUCCACUGAGGAGGACGGUGUGAAGAGACUGCAGAGAGGACUCGUCAGUGGAGCCGUCAUGAGCUGCCUGAAGUCUUGGACAGAAAAGAUGGGAAUCCAGACUUUGGAGAAUUGAGUGUGAAGGCUAGUGCUACAAACACCAGUUAAACACACUGCUGGUGUCGAUGUUGCACUUGUAGAUGAAUCCAAAGGCCAAAGAAAUGACCGUAAUAAAAGAGCAACAUGAGUUGUUGAGCUUUUGCUCCUGGUUCCAUACAAAAGGCAUUGUUGUUGAAAAUGAUGUGAACUUAGUUUUCACAGAUUUUUCAGCUACAAUACU